Molecule: messenger RNA, 1377 nt
Organism: Pristis pectinata (smalltooth sawfish)
Lineage: Eukaryota; Metazoa; Chordata; Chondrichthyes; Rhinopristiformes; Pristidae
Product: olfactomedin-4-like
Exons: 5
Coding region: 1-1377 (458 amino acids)
Biological process (GO): signal transduction
Source: RefSeq, a predicted model, not a curated record
AUGACGAUAUUGCUCCUGCUGCUGAUUGUGGCUGUUCUGGAGCCCUCUGCUCAGAUUUCUAUUCCCAAGGCUGUCAAUGGGACAGUUAACAGUGAAGGAGUAUGUGUCUGCACAGUGAUAUUGCCUGAUGACACAUUCCCAGUGGAAAAAAUGGAAUAUUUGGAAGCAACAACGACGGAGCUCAGUAUCAGUGUCCAAAGUGAAAUCAGCAAGGUGCAACAAUACGCACAGAUUAUCUCAAUGCACACAGUGAAGCUGCUGAAUCUGACACAGCGAGUGGAGAGCAUCGAGACAGGAGGCUCCUACACCCAGCUCGACUUUGAGCUGCUUAAACUGGAGAUCCAAGAGCUGGUGUCGCUCACCACUCAGCUGAAGGUCACGAUCAAUGGAAGCAACACCAUCAUCGAGCAGCUUUACAAAGAGAUCGAGAACAUUUCACUCAUCGUCCGCCAGCUGGAAUCGUACGACAAGAACAACGUCCUGCAGAUCCGCAAGGAGAUUACGGCUCUGAAGGAGCGCCUGGCAGAGUGCGAGAAGAACCAGGCUGCAACAAACCCUCCGCCCAUUGAUUACGGGAGCUGCAAACAUGAUGGUCUCAUCAAUAUAACAGAGCCUUUCGUGACACAGCUGAACUGGUUGGGAUCGAGUUACAGAUAUGGAGCGUGGGGCAAAGAUCCCACUCCCGUGUCCACUAAAAAGGAACUGUAUUUUGUGAUGCCAAGCAGCAAUGAACGAGAAUUUGCCACCUUCCGACUGCAUCCUUCAUACGAUGAUUUACUGCUCUACAAAAAUGGAAUUAGCAAAACAUUUGGUUAUUACGAUAAAGCGCAGGGAAGCGGGAUGGUUUUAUACAACAACUCCUUGUAUUACAACUGUUACAACAGUAGGCAAAUGUGCAGGUUUAAUGUAGACACAGGGACUAUCGAGAAAUGGACACUGACCAACGCAGCCUACAAUAAUAGGUUCUCUUAUCAGAGUGUUAAUUACCAGGACAUGGACUUUUCUGUGGAUGAAACUGGUCUAUGGGUCAUUUACUCCACUGAACAAAAUGCUGGGAAUAUGGUUAUUAGUAAGAUUAACACAACCUUAUUCACUGUGGAGAGGACAUGGGUCACUAAACAGUUCAAACCUGGUGUGACCAACGCCUUCAUGAUCUGUGGGGUGUUGUAUGCGAUUAAACCAGUGAGCACAAAACAGGAGGAGAUUUUCUAUACGUUUGAUACCAGGACUGGUGUGGAAGGUAGGGUUGCUAUAAAGAUGGAUAAAGUGAUGGAGACAAUACAGAGCGUCAGCUACAACCCCUCCGAUCACAAGCUGUACGUCUUCAAUGAUGGCUACCAGCUGACUUAUGAUGUGAUAUUUCAACCUGAUCAAUAA